Molecule: messenger RNA, 6768 nt
Organism: Procambarus clarkii (red swamp crayfish)
Lineage: Eukaryota; Metazoa; Arthropoda; Malacostraca; Decapoda; Cambaridae
Source: RefSeq, a predicted model, not a curated record
CCCGCCGAAUUCGUAAAUUCCAAAAUUUUCAUAUUUUAAAAUCCAUCUGGAAGAAGUCAUAACUUUAGAUGGGGGAGAGGGGAACUUCGACAAGCCGCCGGCUUCCCGUCCUUGUCGAGGCCACUAGUGUGUUAAUAACCCUCAGGUAAAUUCAGGUAAAUACAUUUCCCUCCCAACAAUAUAAUCACCAUUGAUCCACCGGCCAAUCAGAGCCUCGCCCGCCCUCCCCAGCCAGCCAAUCAGCGCCCGCGAAAACCCAAACACCCGCGCACAGCUGACAUUUGUAAACAAACAAUGGUCGGGAUGAGACCUUCCUUCUCCAAGAGGCGGAAUUUCAGCGAACAGGAGAAGACUCUACUGUUUUCCCUCAUCUCCCGGGAGAAGCAGGUGCUGGAGUGCCGAGACAUCAAGGCCCACAGCCUCGAGGAGAAGCGCAAGUCUUGGGAGAGGGUCACGACCCUCUUUAAUGGUGAGAGGAGCGUGGUGGUCGUGCCCAGGACGGUCGAGGAGCUGAGGAAGUGUUGGAUGAACCAGCGGUACCGUGAUAGGCAGGUGGCCGCUGCUGGCAGAAAGCAUCAUGGGUCGCCCCAGCCUUACGGUGAGAACCCGUCUCCGCCUACCACCAUGAAUGUGGAAGUGGAUCCCAUCAUCCUGAACCAUUCUCCAGAGCCUGUACAGAGUGCGUGGGAAGACGACCUCAGCAUUAAGAAUGAAGAUGAAGCACAAAUUCAAAACCAUAAUCAGCAGCAACAGCAACACCACCAACAGCAACAGCACCAACAACAGCAGCAGCAGCAGCAGCACCAACAAGAAGAACAGCAUCAGCAGCAGCAGCACCAACAAGAAGAACAGCAUCAGCAACAAAAAAAACAGCCACAGCCCAUAGAUGGAACUGGGAGAACGUUAUUCACCAUGGGGACAAUACCCCUUGGCAUCACGACAAGCGCACCUCCCCGAAACAGCUACCGACCCAUUGCUCCUGCUCCGCCUCCGCAGUCACAGCCAACGGCACCCAUAAAUAACUCGGUGUUGGCAGGCGUUCAGCAGUUAUCCAUGAGCAGGAACUUGGCAUUUGACAUGCCGCUUGGAACACCUCCCUCUAUGUCAAGUACAGCGUCACCCACUGGAAUGCAACCCGGCAUUGCCACAAGCCCGCUGGAGUGGCAUGAAACCGAGACCAGCCCACCCGGCACUGUUGGUGGAUCAGUGUGGCCGUCAUCUAUACGAACUUCACAGAAAAGAAAACUAGACAUGGUUCUUGACUUUGACAAACAGUUAGUGUCGAGCCAGUUAAUCACGGCUAAGCUAGAGGAAGAAAAAAGUAGACUGCAGUUAAAAAUCUUGAAUGAACAACUUAAAAAUGUGCAGAGAGAAACAUACUUAAUAGACAGAAAAAUAGCCCUGGCAGACAGGAAAAUACAAUACUGGGAUAAGGUACUGAAACAGGAGGGCACUGAGCACUUCUUAUCCCAUAUAUAGUAUCUGGUACUUUGCCAAGUGGUUAUUUAAGAUGUUUAUUGUACUAGGAGAGAAUCUUCAGUAGCUGCCGAAGCUUACCUCUGGUCUCGCCAAACCAGAGCCCAUCACACCAGAGCCAGGUGUCAUCAAGCACCUGGCGGCCUACACCUGUACAUCUCUCCCUGAUCACAGUGGCUUAGUCUGUUCCUAUUAAACAGCUGAUGAGUUUCGAAACUUCACAACCCAAGGUUAUUAUUGUUAAAGACAACCUCUGUUCUUUGGACUUCAUAAUCAUCAUCUUAAAUGCAAACAAAGCCACCAUGAUUGAGGACAGACAUACAAGUUUCUUAAGUGGACAUGUAAGUACAUGAAUCUUUGCCUUAGCCUCCGAGUCCCUUCUGUCGACUAUCGAAAGCCAUUUGGCUCACUCUGAACGUAUCAUAUGCUUAUCACUUUCAGCUAAGUUGUGCUGGCAUUUCCUGAAAGAUUAGGUGUGCCAGAGCACCCUUGCUUUGUUUGAUUCCAUUUAUGCUUCGUGAUUACGUGUAUACCACCAGCAUUGUGUGUGUGUGCUGUAGCAUUCCAUCUCACUUUGACAGUAGUCAUUGUUACCAGUAGCCAGGGUCAUCUUCCAUUCCCUUAUACCCCAUGAGAGAUACAUGCUCUAAGAGGGGUUGUAGGUGUCCUCAUCUACGACUGACUCAUCUCAACUCGUGCUGCUUUUGGGUAGUGCAUGAGAAUUGUUGUCCUCAGUGGAAGCUGUCAAUUGGUAGGAGUCAGUACACAAACAAAUCACGAUAGUGUGAUAUGUCAAAUGAACAAAGUUGUGCUGAAGCACUCCCGGUUGCAAUUCUCUUGACCAUGUCGUGGCGCAGUCGACUAAGGCGCGUCUGGGAUCAUCCCGGACGUUAGUUCGAACCCUAAUCACGGCUCUUGUGGAUUUGUUGUUAAGAGUCGGUCUUUAUACUGUGUGCACGUUAAAGACCUGCCGAUUGUGCUCUUCCUGCUUGUGUGUGUUUGGAGUCUGGUGCUUUAGCCAAGGGUUUGAGUUGUAUAUGAGAUUUCCUCAUAAUCUGUGGCUGCCUUGCUCCUCUCUCCAAGUACUAUUCAAGGCUGUCAGUAAUGUCCUGUUUGCUCUUGCUCUGGCCCACGAUGUUGGUACAGUACAUAGCAGCUCUUUAUCCCGGUGCUCCCAGUGGCUUCGGUACUGGUGACGGAUGGACCUCGCUACGAGGUUCAUUGCUGCUUUGUAGAUGUUCUUCGUCCUCGAGUGGUGCCGGAGCUUUUCUUUGAGCAAUUCUAGACAAAUCUCGGUUCCUAUUCUGAGCUUCCCUAGUCCUUUGCCAUGUUUGCUGCUACAGCUACAGUGACAACCAGAGUGCUUUACUCUGCUUCUGCAAGAUGUGCACUUCUUUGUGGCUCAUUAUUCCUGUCUGCCAUUUUGGAUUGUGUCCAGGCGGCUGUUUUGUUGACCUCUUCAGUUUGCUGCCCCAUUCUCUCUCUCUUAAUGUUGGUGGAGGAUUUGCAGGUUUGGUGGUUGCAAGUGCAUCUUUACAGUGGCUUCACCGUGUGUUUCGACUGCAGUUGGCAGAUCUGGUUCUGGCUUCAAGUUCAAUCUUGAUGCCCUUUUACAUUUGGUCUCCUUGAUAAGGUAGAGGUUCUGUUAGGUUGGUCGCCUGGGUCAACCUGGUAGUGGUCAGAUGAUACCCGAAGGGUGUGUAUACAUUGUGGUAAUGAAUGUUUGCCUCGUUACCAUUGGUUGGAUACCUGAUUUAUUUCAAGCAGUUGCUUUUUAUUUUGUGCCUAUGCUUUCUGAUGAGUUUUUUUCCAUUUUUUGUUUGUGCAUCUCUGAUCUAAAAAUUACAGUACAGUGGACCACAUUCUUGAAACACAAUCAAGGAUCCUGGGUUCGAGCCCUAUGCUGGACAGAAAUGGUUGGGCAAAUUUUCUUUCAUCUGAUUACUCUGUUCACCUUUCAGUAAACAGAUAAAGUACCUGGGAAUUCGACAACUGUUGUGGGUUGCAUCCUGGGGUUGGGUCAGUAGUUCGACCUUAGGGGGUAUCUCCGUACACGCUUCCUGUCCCUGAUAAGCGGAAGUUAUUUACCUUGCAGAGUGAAGCAGAUUCUAGUCCUGGCUUAAGUUGGGCCUCGGAGGCCUGGGGGCCUCUUUCUAAGGCAUGGCUUCAAAUGAAUGCUUAGCACGGGCAGCUACUGAGGACCUUACCAAACCUGGGACAUUUCAUUAUAUUCAAUGUUUCAUAUUUUAGCUUGUAAAACGUGUUUUUUUUUUUUUUUUUGUGGAGCUGUGUGGGUGAUACGGGUGGUCAAUCACUGCCUCCGAGGGGCGAGAGAUGUUUUGUCAAUGCCGCACUUAAAUGACAAUUUCAGUAACGUGAUCAUAUAGUACAAGUAUUUUAUUUGCACACUUGACUCAUUUCACCACAUCUCUUAAGAUAUUUGAUACGUGUUAUUCCUCCCUCUUAGGGCAUGAUGGAAAUAUUCAGAUGUUCAAUUGCAAGAUUAUUUAAGUAUUGAGGAAUGAUUGAUCAUUUGAGUUUGUGGAGCGGAGGGACGGAAGGAGAGAAGAGGUUUGCAGAACAGAUCAAUAUGUUGCAGAGGAAAGAGAGUCAACACGUCUCCAACAGAGACAUUCUGUAUGUUACCGGUGAAUAGGGGAAAGGUCUCGAUGCAUUACCAGUGAAAGGGGUCAAGUCAUUAUCAGUGUUGGAGGGGGGUGAAGGCAUUACCGGUGCUGGACGGUCAAAGUUUGGUUGACCAGGUCAGAGACCAGGCUGUGGGGACGUUGAUCCUUUGAAUCGCCGCAAGGUAGGUCUCCUUUUUAUUUGUGUAUUAUUGCAAACAUUAUCCCCCUUGAAUCUUUUUAUGUAUAUACUGUUUAUGCGUGUGAUUACAAAGUGUAGUUACAAGAUGAGAGCUACACUCAUGGGGGUCCCGUAUUCUCAGUACUGUCAUACAACACUUUGAAACUACUGAUGGUUUUGAUAUCCAAUACCUUCUCAAUUAUCUUAUUCCAACCUUCUCCAACUCUGCAAAAAGAACUUAAAUAUGUUUUUUGGCACAUUUGUUUCCUUAGCUUGACUCUGUGCCCUCUUGUUUAUGAAGUUGCCGGUUUAAAAAAUCCAUCCUUGCCUAUUAUGUCAAUUCCUGUUACUAUUUUGUAUGUAGUGAUCAUAUUGCCUCUUUUUCUUAAAUUUUCUUCCUUUGGCAUAUUUAACACGUCUAGCCUCUUCUUUUAGAUCUUGUUUUUCAGUUCUGGAAGCCAUUUAGUAGCAUGUCUUUGCAUCUUUUCCAGUUUGUGCUGGAAAUGUGCUUCUUGAGAUAGGGGGCACAAUACAAUUGUUGCAUGAACCAAUUUCCGUCUCACAGCUGUCGUGAACAGUUUCUUUAAUAUUUCACUAUCCAUGUAUUGUGUCCUAUUCUGCAUGCCAUAAUGUGGCAUUUAUUCACAUUGAAUUCCUCCUCGUGCGUGUGUGUCUCCAUUCACUUAUUUUGCCCAGGUUGUCUUGAAGGGCAUGACAGUCUUUUAUUUAUCUGUUCAAAAGUUAUAGUUUUAUGUUGUCAUUUCUGUAGAGGAAUUUGCCCAUUUGGUUUUAAUUAUUUGUUCUAGUGAUUUGACUACCACGCUUGUCAGUGAAUAAGGAAUGCAAUUUGGAGGGUCUUCUCAGAUGCCAUUUUUGUAGAAUUGGAACUGUUUGCCUUUUUCAUGUACUGUAUCUGCAGUACAUGAAAAAGCAGUUAUUCUUCAGUUAUUCUUAUUCUUCGUGUACUGUAUCUGCAGUUAUUGAGCAGUUAUUCUUCCUCAUCUCUAGACACUUCUAUGUAUAUAGUUCUCCAAAAUCCAGAUUUGGUCUGGUUCUCAGAGAAUCCCAUUUUACACACACAUUGUGUGUAUAAUUACCUAAGUGUAGUUACAGGAUAAGAGCUACGCUCGUGGUGUCCCGCCUUCCUUACCUAAGUGUAGUUACAGGAUAAGAGCUACGCUCGUGGGGUCCCGCCUUCCUUACCUAAGUGUAGUUACAGGAUAAGAGCUACGCUCGUGGGGUCCCGCCUUCCUUACCUAAGUGUAGUUACAGGAUAAGAGCUACGCUCGUGGUGUCCCGCCUUCCAAGCACUUUGUCAUUUAAUGCUUUCAAACUACUGACAGUUUUGACCUCCACCACCAUCAUUCUUAACUUGUUUGCUAAAGUGAAUUUUCUAAUGUUUUUGGGCAGCUUUGUUUAGUUAAUUUAGUUCUAUGACAUCUUGUUCUUGAAAUUCCAGGUCACAAGAAUUCUUCUUUUGUCAAUUUCUGUAGUAUUUUUCCAUCCAUGUAUUUAAAAGCAAUUCUGAAAUUGGGAAGAAUAGCAUAGACUCCUUGAACAAUGUUGUUGAUGUGGUCCUCAGGUGACAUAUUUCUGUCUAGAAGCAUCACUAGAUCUCUUUCCUUAUUAGAAUUCUUUUAAGCUUUUUCAGAUAACUUGAAGGUUAUGUGUGGCCUAUUUUUCUCCUAUUCCAAAUUCCAUAACGUGGCAUAUAGUCACAUUAAAUUCCAUUUGGUAAGUGGUGCUCCAUACACUUAUUUUGUCCAGAUCUUAUUGAAGGGCGUGACACUCGUCUAAAUUUCUUAUCUUUCCUAGAAUUUUAGCAUCAUCAACAAAGAUGUUCGUAUAAUUCUGUAUUCCUUCUGGUAGAUUGUUUAUGCAGACAAUGAACAUUACCGGUGCAAGAACUGAACCCUGUGGCACUCCACUAGUGAUAUUUCUCCAGUCUAAUACAUUGCCUCUGAUUACUGCCCUUGUUUUUCUAUCAAAAUUUUUUUCAUCCAUGUUAGAAGCUUACCUGUUAUUUCUACCAUUUUUUCCAGUUUCCAAAACAACUUCUUAUGUGGGACUCUGUCUUAAGCCUUUUUUAGGUCCAGAUAAAUGAAGUGAACCUAACUAUCUCCUGUAAUAUCUCUAUUAAAUAUCAUUGAAAUUUAAUAGAUUUGUUACACAGGAUCUUCCUGAUCAAAGACCAUACUGUCUGUCAUUUCUCUCAGGUGUUCUACCCAUUUGGUUUUAAUUAUUUUGUCCAAUAUCUUGACUACUACACUUGUCAACGAUUCAGGUCUAUAGUUAAGAGGGUUAUCCCUGUUGCCACUUUUGUAGAUUGGAACUACAAUCUACAAAUGUGGCAGAUUGUAGAUUUGUGCUCAUUCUCUGAGAACCCAAGGUAUAACUCCAUCUGGCCAAACUCCUUUGUUCCUACUUAACUCCUUGCACAUUUUUCCCACAUCGUCUCUAGACACCUCUAUGUCUAGAGGUUUUCUG